AGAAGGAAAAUAUAGUAAUUUUCUUAUAGUAUUGUGAGGAAGCUAAAAGAGAGCGCGAUCUUUUGAUAAAUUAAUUUUUCUGGGCGAGCGGACAAGAACAUUGCAGAGUGUUGAUUUGAUAACUGAAAGUGCCCAAAUGUUGCGGUUGGUGCCCAGCCGAAAGUAAACACCUCAAAAGGGCUAUAUAUAAGAUUGAUUUAAGUGAGAGUAUAAAAGCUUCUGCGCUCUUUUGGUUCCCCCCUUUGGUGUGCUUGCACUAAUUUUGUUCUAAUCCUGAGAAUGGAGCAUGGAGCUAACUAUCACCACGCCAUUAAAAGAGAAGACAAAGUCUUAAUUAACAAUUUAAUCAACAUGUCCAAAAAAGCUGAAUUAGAUGAAAAAUACGAAGACUUGAUUAUUUUAUAUAUGAAACUAAUUAGUUAUGCAAACAAACUUUUUUUAACUAAUUUAUUACACAAAUGUGAAGCCAAAUUUAAAAAAGCCCUAAAAAAAUUUAAAGAUUAUCCUGAUGGCUCGACAGUAUUACCUAUCGAUGCGAAUCGUUUACAAAAACUUUUACCUCACCAGAUUGAGGGGAUCCAAUUUCUAUUUAAGUUGUACAACUCACGCCCUGCAGGAGGGAUUCUAGCAGAUGAGAUGGGUUUGGGAAAAACGGUUCAAGUAGUAAAUUUUAUUGGGGCUUUAAUUAAAUAUAAGAAAGCUAAGUAUUUUUUACUUACGUUGCCAAAAAUGGUUCUUCCUCAAUGGAAGAAGUGUUUUUUUUUCCUCCUUUUUUUUAAAUUAAAAUUCAGGUUUUUAAUAUCAUAUAGAGAGUUUUAUAAGUGGCAAUCAAAAUUAUGUAUUUUCGAUGCUACUCAGCCCAACGUGUCCAUCUCACUUUUCCUUUCUAGUAACGAAUAUGCUAUUGUUCUGGUUACAUACGGGUUAUUAUGCAGUAGAUUAGAAGACUUUUGUCCUUCUGAUUUUAUAUAUGACAUUCUUAUUUGCGAUGAGGCGACAAAAUUAAAAAAUGCUCCUUCUAAAGUGCAUCAGACAUUGUGUAAAAUACCAUCCUUGUGUCGCAUUGGUCUUACCGGAACUCCUAUACAAAACAACUUGAUGGAAUUCUGGGAGCUUUUUAAUUUUUUUAGCCCCGGAAAUUUAUCAUCCAUAAGAACAGACUUCCGUAAAGAAUUUUCAACUCCUAUAAAUAAAGGAAGAGAAAAAAGCGCCUCCGAAGGGGAAAAGUUACUCGGGGAUACGCAGUUGAGGGUUCUUUCCGACCUCAUUCAACAUCGACUUCUACGCCGUACUAAAAAUGAGACUCUUCCGAGCGGCCCCUCCAGCAGUUACUUGCCAGCCAAACAUGAUCUGUUUGUCUGGAUCCGGAUGACUUCUCAGCAGACGCUUUAUUAUAAAAAGUUGCUCACCGAAGUCCAUGAGAACCUAUCGGGAUGUCCGUUGGCUCAUAUACAAAAACUCAAAUUUGCUGCGUUCCAUCCUCUGCUAUCGUCCUACCACACCGGCCCUCACGUGUCUUUGGAGAACACUAUUCUGGACGACUGGGAUGAACUGCUCCGGUCGAGCGGAAAGUUGCAUUUUCUUAGCCAGUUUUUACCACUGUUAGCUCGGGAGAAACGCCGACCUCUUAUAUUCUGCGACACACUCAUUGGCUUGAAGUUAGUCAGUGUGUUACUGAGAAAGCUGCAUCUGAGGCACGUAUCACUUCAGGGGGACCUGCCCACCAAGCAACGGGAAAAGCUUAUUAGUACCUAUAAUUCCCAACGGAAACUUUUUGCGCUUCUGGCCACUACAAAGCUGUGUGGGUACGGCCUUAACUUAGUAGGCGCCGAUACCGUUAUUCUGUGCGAUUUAUCCUGGAACCCUGCAGAAGACGACCAGGCGGCCGACCGGGUUUACCGCUACGGCCAGCAGCGAGAAGUGCUGAUUUGCCGACUGGUGUCAUGCGGUUCCAUAGAAGAAAAAAUAUGCAGGGUUCAAAUAAUUAAAGCGGGUCUGUCAGCUGCAACGCUUAUAAAGUCGGCCUCGACGGUGCCCAAAAGGUACUUUUCUGAGGAAGACCUGAAUAUACAUUUUCGGCUUGAAGAUCCCGAAACUUCUACGACGCUGGCGGCUCUCAACGCUGAGCUUUCUUUUCUCCCGGACGAGCGGGAUUGCGUCAAAACGUUGGAGGCACUUGAAGGCGUUUGCGGCCUGGUUGACCGCACGCGGCUCCUUGAUGAGGUCGACUUGUCGAAGCUGCAGAGCAUUGCCGUGAAGCUCGAUCAGGAGGGGCCGACAAGCCGUUUUCAAGUCACUCAACGUAUUGCGGCGCUUUCCUCUUUUUCUGUGCGAUGCGUGGAAAAGCUAAACAGCAGCACCUCGGUUCUUUUGGAAAAUCGAUUGGGCGUCGAGGAGGAGAAGCACGUGGAUGCCAGCUAUGAGGCGUCUGGCAGUACUGCUAUUGGCCGGACCAAUGGCCACUGUAGCGGAUUUGCUGACGAGCGCGUGGAGGAUCUGCUGCCCACGCUAGCACAAGUAAGUUUUAAGGACGCCAGUCACGUGGGAGAUCCACCCACUACCGGCGCUGUUGUUCCUUCUCAAGCUCGCCUAUCGAAAUCGCCGUUUCAGGGGACCAGAAUGACUCAAAAACGUCAAAUGGUAUCUUUUGAUUGGGCUAUAAAUGGGCUGGUGAAAACAACAUUUUCGGAACUCAACCAGAUUUUUCAGCUUCCUAGCGAUCUAUCCAUCACUUGGGAUAAAAAACUUCGAUCAACGGCUGGAACUACGCUGAAUAAGUGGACCGAAGAAGGAGUCAGAACUUCUACUAUUCAGUUGAAUCCUCGCGUUAUUGGUUCAGAAGAAAAGUUAAUGGAAACUCUAGCUCACGAACUUUGCCAUGCGGCUGCGUGGCAAUUUGACGGCGUCUCCAAGCCGCCUCACGGCCAAGCCUUUAAAAAAUGGGCGCAUCGUGUCAGGCAGACUCUUCCUACAGUUUGCGUUAAAACGUGGCACACUUUCGAAGUUCAUUAUAGAUAUUACUACCAGUGUGUUAACGAACUUUGCAAAGAACGAUUUGGAUUUCAGAAAAAACUUGCGGGCAACUCGCAGCGGUCUUCCUGUAGGGUUUGUGGCAGUUCAUUAGAAGCAGAUUUUUGAAGAAAAAAAAUUUCUUUUUGCAAGAAAUCUUAAGUGAGACUAUAAAUUUCUACUCUUGAGCGGGCUCUUACCAAAAAUUAUUUAGUUUAGCAGUUUUCAAAAAUAAUACUUUCAUACUGAAUAAAAUAUAAUUUUAUAUUAA
Molecule: messenger RNA, 3280 nt
Organism: Zophobas morio
Lineage: Eukaryota; Metazoa; Arthropoda; Insecta; Coleoptera; Tenebrionidae
Product: DNA excision repair protein ERCC-6-like
Exons: 29
Coding region: 280-3138 (952 amino acids)
Molecular function (GO): ATP-dependent chromatin remodeler activity; ATP binding; DNA translocase activity
Source: RefSeq, a predicted model, not a curated record